Molecule: messenger RNA, 165 nt
Organism: Suillus clintonianus
Lineage: Eukaryota; Fungi; Basidiomycota; Agaricomycetes; Boletales; Suillaceae
Exons: 1
Source: RefSeq, a predicted model, not a curated record
AGUAAUAUAUGCGGAAGCAUUCCCCUCUACCGUCUGUACAGCGCGGACGGCACGGAUCACUUCUACACUACAUCCUUAUCGGAGGCGGACAACGCUGUUGCCAAACUUAAUUAUGCCUCUGAGGGUAUUGCGGCUUACGUACUUCCUGUUCCACCUAGCGAAUGA